CGGUUACUGCGGCGGAUGUUGAUGUUUUGUUUCAGAGCUCUCAGAACGAUGUGAAACUGUAUCGUCUCCGGGACUGCUCGAUAUUUUUGUGGCCGUCUUCCCGAUACUUUUUGUCCUAUUUCUCUGUAAGGUUUCGCUGUUUGUCGGCAUCGUGUCUCUCCCGGUGUCUGUCCCGGGAAGCGCGAGGCCGAGUCGUGCGAUGAUGGAGGACUUUGAUGAGAUCUACGAAGAGGAGGAGGAGGAAGAGGAGGACGAGGACAGGGCCGCGGAAGAACAGCUCCUUAAGUACGCUCCGGACCCGGUAGUGGUGCGAGGGUCCGGUCACGUAACUGUGUUUGGACUCAGUAACAAAUUCGAGUCAGAAUUUCCUUCAGCACUUACAGGAAAGGUGGCACCAGAGGAAUUCAAAGCCAGUAUCAAUCGUGUGAACAGCUGCCUAAGAAAGACACUCCCGGUGAAUGUGCGGUGGCUUCUGUGUGGUUGUCUUUGCUGCUGUUGCACACUGGGCUUCAGUUUGUGGCCCGUCAUCUGCCUCAGCAAAAGGACAAGAAGAUCUAUAGAGAAACUUUUGGAGUGGGAGAACAGCAGACUUUACCACAAGUUGUGUUUGCAUUGGAGACUAAGCAAAAGGAAGUGUGAAACCAACAACAUGAUGGAAUAUGUAAUCCUAAUAGAAUUCCUACCUAAGGUCCCGAUCUUCAGACCGGACUAGCCUGACUACAGCUGAUCUGAAACUUCUUCUGCUGCCUGCCGCUGUCACAGAAUCAUGAUGGCUGUAAAGUUCCCAAAUUAUUACAGUUCCUUAAAUACUCCAGCAUUUAUGUUGACAUUUAUUCUCCCUGUUUUCUCUUGGAUCCAUUCCCUAUAACAUAUCUACAGCCUUGUUUACAAAUCCAGCAGCCCCAUACUUUUUUUUUGGGGGGGGGAGACAUCAACAUUGAACCUUGGCCAGCUGGGCAAACCUAUAUCAGCCUAUGGGAUGUGAGGGGAGAACCAGCCGUGGACAAUUUUCUUGAUCUUUGGAACUAUACCUGGAGACUAGACUCUCAAAUUGAGUUCUGGGAGCCACGACUGGAAAUUUGUCAUUUUUAUGUUUCCUAACCGAAGCACAUGGCACAGACAGACCAUGAGUAAAAAAAAUAUCAAUCAAUAAAACACUUUCAUAUGUUACACCACCAACUUCACCUGCAAAAAGUACACGCCAGUGCAUUUGUAACAGUUGGUUUGGUGCUUUCGAUUUGUUAAAGGCAGAGGAAGCAACGCAACACUGAACUUCAAAAGAGCCUUCAUCCAAAUUGACGCUGUAGCGGAACGUGGGGGUCCUGCGGGAACAUGUUGGGUCAGUGGCAAAAACAGCUGAACUCAAUGUCACUAUUCAAAUACCAGGCAUCCUCUGGCCUCUUUUCACAUCACUUCACUGUGCAUCAACCUAACCCAGUGACAAUCACACACUUUGACUGUACUGU
Neolamprologus brichardi is the source of this 1466-nucleotide messenger RNA. It is a transcript of the gene chic2, whose product is annotated as cysteine-rich hydrophobic domain 2. The record is from RefSeq and is a predicted model, not a curated record. Lineage: Eukaryota; Metazoa; Chordata; Actinopteri; Cichliformes; Cichlidae.